Pteropus alecto (black flying fox) is the source of this 1671-nucleotide messenger RNA. RefSeq names its product keratin 82 (gene KRT82). Lineage: Eukaryota; Metazoa; Chordata; Mammalia; Chiroptera; Pteropodidae. Gene Ontology annotation, molecular function: structural constituent of skin epidermis. Gene Ontology annotation, biological process: keratinization; intermediate filament organization. Gene Ontology annotation, cellular component: keratin filament. The coding region runs from base 115 to 1671 and encodes 518 amino acids. The transcript has 9 exons. The record is from RefSeq and is a predicted model, not a curated record.
CAGCUCAGCCCUCCAACCCUCUACCAGAUAAAAGGGUGGGAGCUGAGCUGACUCGAUAGCUCUCGCCUCUUGUUCUCCCCGUCAGGGCCUGUCUCUCUGCCUUUCUCUCCUGCCAUGUCCUACCGCUCCCUCCAUCAGGGCUCCCGAUGUGGCAGUCGGAGCUUCAGCUCCUGCUCGGCUGUUCUGCCCCGGAUGGUGACCCACUAUGCAGUGAGCAAGGGGCCACGCCAGCCCGGGAGUGCGGGGGGCCUCCGCAUCCUGGGCUGCCUCGGUUCACGGAGCCUGUGCAAUGUGGGCUUCGGGAGGCCCCGGGUUGCCUCUAGGUGUGGCCUGCCUGGCUUCGGAUACCGAGUGGGGGCCACCUGUGGGGCUUCUGCAUGUAUCACCCCUGUCACCAUCAAUGAGAGCCUACUGGUUCCACUUGAGCUAGAGAUCGACCCGACUGUGCAGAGGGUAAAGAGGGAUGAGAAGGAGCAGAUCAAGUGCCUCAAUAACCGCUUUGCAUCCUUUAUCAAUAAGGUUCGGUUCCUGGAGCAGAAGAAUAAGCUACUGGAGACCAAAUGGAACUUCAUGCAGCAGCAGAGGUGCUGCCUGAGCAACAUAGAGCCCAUCUUCGAGGCAUACAUCUGCACCCUCCGGAGGCAGUUGGACUGCGUAGCUGGGGACCGGGCCAGGCUAGAGUCGGAGCUCUGCAGCCUCCAGGACACGCUGGAGGGAUACAAGAAAAAGUAUGAAGAGGAGUUGUCCCUGAGGCCCUGUGCGGAGAACGAGUUUGUUACCUUGAAGAAGGAUGUGGACACAGCCUUCUUGAUGAAGGCUGACCUGGAGACAAACGUGGAGGCUCUGGUCCAGGAGAUCGACUUCCUGAAAGGCCUGUAUGAGGAGGAGAUCUGCCUGCUCCAGUCUCAGAUCUCAGAGACCUCCAUUAUAGUGAAGAUGGAUAACAGCCGGGCACUGGACGUGGAUGGCAUCAUUGCUGAAAUCAAGGCCCAGUAUGAUGAAAUCGCCAGCCGCAGCAAAGCUGAAGCAGAGGCCUGGUACCAGUGCCGGUAUGAAGAGCUGCGGCUGACUGCCGGGAACCACUGUGACAACCUCCGCAACCGCAAGAACGAGAUCCUGGAAAUGAACAAGUUGAUCCAGCGGCUGCAGCAAGAAAUUGAGAGUGUCAAAGCCCAGCGCUGCAAACUAGAGGCUGCAGUGACCCAGGCGGAGCAGCAGGGUGAGGCAGCCCUCAACGAUGCCAAGUGCAAGCUGGCGGGGCUGGAGGAGGCCCUGCAGAAGGCCAAGCAGGACAUGGCCUGCCUGCUCAAGGAGUACCAGGAAGUGAUGAACUCCAAGCUGGGCCUGGACAUCGAGAUCGCCACCUACAGGCGCCUGCUGGAGGGCGAGGAGCACAGGCUGUGCGAAGGCAUCGGGCCGGUGAAUAUCUCUGUGAGCAGCUCGAAAGGUGCUGUCUUGUACGAGCCAUGUGUGGUCAGCACGCCCAUGCUGAGGACCGAGUAUUGCCCAGGGGGCACCACUGUCCUCAAGAGCAGUGGGGGCUGCAGUGUUGUGGGCACCAGUGAACUCUACGUCCCCUGUGAGCCCCAGGGGCUCCUGGGCUUCCGGAGCGGGCAGAGCUCCAGCAUGAAGCUAGGGGCUGGGGGUGGCUCCUCCUGCCACAAGUGUUAG